AUGUUAGCCGCCGCGAGGAGGCGCAUCGGAUCGUCCAAGGACACCUCCGGAAGUCUCGCGUCGUCGUCCUCGACCGGCGACGUCGAGGCGGCGCCCUCGACCGGCGCGGACGCGCCGCUCGUCCCCGGCGCGCAUUUCGUCGUCCGCCUCGAGUCCGCGGAGGGCCUGGACACGCAGAGCACGUUCGUCACCGCGCGAUGCGCCGCCGCGGCGGGGUGUCUGAAAGGCGUCCGCGUGCACACGCUCACGGCGAACUGCACCGUCGCGGAGGUCAGGAACCACUACGUCACGCCGGGGGAGUACAACACGCGGACGGUGUGGCGAAGCGCGCGAGAUCUUCGAUGCGACGUCGGGCCGCACGACUCCGUCCUCUUCGAGGUCUACGCCGGGUCGCCGUUGGGCGCGUGGGAUAAGUGCGUCGGGAGAGGCGUCGUCAGCGUCAGCGCGCUCGGGGACGGCGGCGUCGCCGUGCGCGUGCCGCUGCAACGGAAGCUCCUCAGCGGCGGCGGCGCGGGCGCGCUGUUCGUCUCGCGCGUCGACUGCGGCGGCGGCGGCGGCGGCGGCGGCGGCGGCGGCGGCGGCGGCGCGGCGUCCUCCUCCACGAACGCCGUCGGCGCGUCUUCGCUGUCGCUCCCGACGCCGCCGUCGCUGCCGCUGCGCGCGAAGAGGAUCUUCUACGUCCGUCACGGAGAGAGCUUGUGGAACGAGGCGCAGCGGGACUUCAAGUUUGGAAACAUGCUGAUGAACAAAGACCACCCGCUCAACGCGGCGGGGGUGUACCAGGCGAGGAAGCUCGCGGACCGGGCGUGCCGCGCCGCGAGCGUCGCGGCGACGAUCCCGGCGGGGUACGCGAAGCCGACCCCUAAACCCGUCGCGGUCGUCGAGAGCGGCGGCGGGGGGAUGAACUUCGCGGGUUUAAGCUUGGGGGAUCCGUCGUCGUUGAUCUUCGGAGGGAACCCGAUCGCGACGCCUCCGAAACCGAAACCGGCGGCGGCGGCGGCGGCGGCGGCGAGCGGCGGCGGCGACGCGCUGAUCGACCUCUCCGGCGUGAGCGGCGUCGUCGCCGCGGAGCCGAGACCGGCGGCGGCGGAAGGCGAGUGGGAGUCGUUCGCCGCGCCGCAGCCGCCGGCGGCGGCGGCGGCGCCGGCGGCGGCGUUCGUCCCUUCCUCCGGGUUCGCGGAGGAGGACGCGUUUCUCGACAUGGACGGCGAGGACGCGGCGUGGGUGCGAUCUUACGCCGCCGCGACGCGGUGCUUCGUCUCGCCGCUGACGCGAGCGGCGCAGACGGCCGCGUUCGUCGUGGAGAGGCACCCCGGCGCGCUCGGCGCGUCGCGAACGCCGCUCGACACGCCCGCGUCGACGCCGUCGACGCCGGGCGACGACGAAGGCGCCGGGACGGCGCCGCCGCCGCGGCGAAAGUUUGAACGCAUCAGCAGCGAGUACAGCGCGCGCGGCGGCCCCGGGGACGGCAGCGUCGUGCUGUUGCGCUCCGCGCGCGAGAUCAAGUCCACCGUCGGAAGCAACGACGUCGUCGGCAUCGAGCAAGGCGGCGGCAUCUUAGAUCGCUGCGCCGCGAAGUUGCGCGACGUCCUGGGCCCCGCGGAGGAAGCGAGAGUCGCGGACGACGCCAUGGACGCGUUCGCCGCGCGUUGCGACGUGAACGACGCGAUCGGGCAGUGGUGGACGGCGCAGAGCGACACGGACGGCGCCGUCGCGUUGGCGGCGAGGUUCGACGACUUUUUCGACGCGUUGCGGUUCGACCCGCACGAGUCCGUGCUUCUCGUCGGGCACUCGUUGUUUCUGCGGGAGAUCAUGCGGCGGUUCGCGUCGCCGUCGCUGUCGGGCGACGCGAACGACGUCGUGACGAAGCUCAGGGAGUACAAGCUCCAGAACUGCGGGUGCGUCGGCGUCGACGUCGCCUUCGACGAAAAUCUCGGUACGCCGACGGUAGUGGACGCGCGGAUGAUGUUCGGGUCGGCGUGCGUGGGGAAGGCGUCCAAGUACGAGGCCAUCGGCGCGGGCGCGGAGUGAGCGAACGCGUCGAGCGGAGCGGCGGUAAGUUAUAAACGUUUUGUUUUGGUGUUUUGGUAAUAUCGCAAUCUAGGAUGCUAGCU
Messenger RNA from Micromonas pusilla CCMP1545, 2114 nucleotides. RefSeq lists its product as uncharacterized. Lineage: Eukaryota; Viridiplantae; Chlorophyta; Mamiellophyceae; Mamiellales; Mamiellaceae. Bases 1 to 2031 code for a protein of 676 amino acids. Gene Ontology annotation, molecular function: phosphatase activity. The transcript has a single exon. The record is from RefSeq and is a predicted model, not a curated record. Gene Ontology annotation, cellular component: cytoplasm.